AUGGAGCCACCAAUAAAAAAAGCCACUACCUCAAUUUCGUCCGAACGGGAUAAUGUUGAUAAACUUACUAGAGAAAAUAAAGCAUUAAAACAAAAAGUUGAUAUACUGGAAAAGGAAAAUAGGGCAUUAAAAAAAUCUAUUUAUGAUUUGACGGUGAAAUAUACAGCGGCAGCCGCAGCGCAUCAACAAAGGAUUAGCCCAUUUAUGAUUGAUUUUGAAGAACCUCAAGAAGGUGGUGGGAAAGAAAUUAACUUGGGAGAUUCAACUGGUAAUAAUACCCGGGAAAAUAUUCGAGAAAGAAGGACGUUUUAUCAAAAAUCAGAAUUUAAGGGCCAUGGUGGUGGUGUAUCUACAAUACAAUUUUCUCCAUGCGGAAAGAUGCUUGCUUCUGGUUCUCUUGACAAAACAGUACGAAUAUGGGACACUAUAUCUCUACAAAAGGAGCAAGCUUGCCUAAAGGGACACACGCUCAACGUUUCAGACGUGUGUUGGUCAAAUGAUUCUAGCGCAGUAUUGUCAGGGGCGUAUGAUCAAACAUGUAAAAUUUGGGAUAUUGAGACAAGUAAAAAUACUCAUACGCAUGAAAGUGAAGGAUUUGUUCAAUGUGUAAUGUUUAACCCACAAGACAACAAUAUCUUUGUAAGUGGGUCUUCUCGCAAAGUUUUGGCAAUAAUAGAUAUUCGGAAACCCGAAAAUGCAUUAAGCUUCAAGGAUGAUGGGAUGAUAAAUUCUCUUUAUAUUUUUCGUAAUGGACAAACUAUUAUCACAGGUGACUCGUUGGGAUACGUAAAAACCUGGGAUAUUAGAGCUGGCUCUGUCAUUCAAUCAUUUUUAAAUGAACCAACAAAAAAGCCCGUUUCUCAUAUUGCUGUAUCGAGAAAAAGCCUUGACGGUGAAGAGCCGCGAUAUAUGGCAGUUAAUAGUUAUGACAAUCAGCCACCUAACAUUAAACCGCAAUUGAUACAUAUCUUAAAAGGCUACAAGAAUAAGGGAUGGCCGAUUAAGAGUUCAUUUUUCCUGGGAAAAGAUUAUCAACAUUAUACCGCACAAAGAACACAAACAAAAGAUAUUUACGAUGUACCCGAACAAAUUGAUUCUGUUGAUAAUGUUUUUUACGAGAAGGAUAAAUUAUUGGAAGCAAGUUUAUUGUUAGCUACGGGUAGUGCGGAUCCAUACGCGUAUUUAUUUAACAUUGGUGGUCUGGAGGGAACUGGAGAAUUAUUACAACGUUUAGAGGGUCAUACUGAUUUCGUUUAUGCUGUAGAUUUUCAUCCUUUUGAACCGAUAUUGGCGAGCUGUUCUGCGGAUUUCACCAUAAAAAUAUGGGUACCCAAUGCUAGAGGUAAAAAGAAAAUGUAA
Messenger RNA from Cetraspora pellucida, 1359 nucleotides. The record is from the annotation of a GenBank genome assembly. Lineage: Eukaryota; Fungi; Glomeromycota; Glomeromycetes; Diversisporales; Gigasporaceae.